GAAUGACAAUACACUUGUCAAAAUGAUGCCAUGCAUUGUUGCAACCUUUUUGUACAGAAGCACCCUGUACAGUAGCUAACUUUCCUAACCUCAAAAUUAAUUUCUGUAACUAAAUAACUUUAAAGAGUAAUGAACGAAUUCUUUGCAGAAAAUAAUGUGUGCGGACAAACGAUAUUGCAGCUCGUUUCGAGAGGAAACGCUGUCAUUGCUGAACUUCUCCGAUUAAAAGAUUACAUUCCGACAACGUUCAAACUAGAAACGAAACAAGAUGUUCAGAAGUACGGCGAAAUUAUACUGGAUUUCAGUUACCUAAAAUUCGCAGAAGUGCAGGAAAAUAAGAUCGAAUCCAAUGAGGCACUGAGAGACUUGGACGAGGAGUUCCGUGACAAUCACAUAGAGAUAAUCAACCGAUUUUAUUUGGCAUUUGAAAGUAUUCACACUUACGUUACCGAUUUGAAUCGUUUCCUGGAAGAGUUGGAGGAUGGAUUUUACAUUCAUCAAUCGCUUGAAACUAUCUUUGCUGAUGUUGAGGGCCGACAGGUUAUGUGCGAGGCUCUAUACCUGUACGGCGUCAUGUUGCUCAUCGUCGAUACCCACAUCGAAGGGAUAAUAAGAGAGAGGCUGCUGAUAUCGUACUACCGUUACACACCGCAGCGGCAAGAUGGUAAAACGCACAUCGACGAAGUGUGCAAGCUGUUACGGGACACGGGCGUCAACUCGGCCAAACGUCCUAACAAUUAUCCCGAAGAUUAUUUCAGACGCAUCCCGAUCAACUCCAUGUUCAUCGACGUGGUGAUCGGAAGAUUGCGAUCGGACGACAUUUACAACCAGCUCUCGCUCUAUCCGCUCUCCAAACAUCGAAGCACGGCGCUCGCGACGCAGGCCUCGAUGCUUUACGUCUGCCUCUUCUUCUCCCCGACGAUCCUCCACAACCAAACCUCGAUAAUGAGGGAGAUCGUCGACAAGUACUUCCCCGACAAUUGGGUGAUAUCGCUCUACAUGGGCUUUACGAUUAAUCUGGUCGACUCGUGGGAAUUUUUUAAGGCGGCGAAGAUGGCCCUGAAUAACACCCUGGAGAGCGUCAACGUGAAAAGUUACGGUGUCUCUUACGGUUCGACGAUCGUUACUCUUCUGGAGAGAACCUCGAAACUGCUCAAGGAAGGAAACCUAACGAGCGAGAACGUCAUCAACGAUAUCAACAGCAUCACCAGCGUUCUUCGCGAGUGCAACGCGACGAUACGCUGGUUAAUGCUCCACACCGCCUCGAAAAACGACAGAAAUAAGCGAACGAAGGUGCUACGCGAAAUGGUCGUGGCCGAAUCGAAAUCGUCCCCCGAUCAGUUAUUCAAGUUGCUUUUAAACACGGCGCAGCUGGAGUUGGUGACGAAGGAAAUUGUCAAGGACCUACUGUCUGAGAAAGACAAUAAGUGGGAUAGCUUGAAAGAGGAGGGCCACAACCAUCUCGUCGAGCUUUCGGAAGUGUUCGGCGGAAUUAAACUGCUGACGCGCAUCGAAAAGAACGCCAAUCUGCAGAGGUGGUUCGUCGAGAUUUCGAAGGAGAUCAAGUCCCUGGAUCAAAACGACAGUAAUUCGGGUCGAAAGAUCGUGCAGCUCAUUCAGGCGUUGGAAGAGGUUCAGGAGUUUCACCAGCUGGACAAGCACAUGCACGUCGUGCAGUGUUUAACCGAGACGCGCCGCUUUCUGCACUCGAUGAUUAAGAAUAUGAACGUGAAGGAGGAGAUGCUGGCGAUGCUUCAGGUUAUUGGCGAUAUCAGUUACGGUUGGGAGCUGAUCGACUCGUAUACCGGCAUCAUGCAGCUCGGUAUCAAAAGGGAGCCGAUGCUUUGCAUCAAGUUGCGCGCGAUUUUCCUGAAGUUGGCCUCCGCGCUCGAAAUUCCCUUGUUGCGCAUUAAUCAGGCGCACAGCGAAGAUCUCAUAUCCGUCUCACAGUAUUACAGUAGCGAGUUGGAGAUUUACGCGCGCAAAGUUUUGCAAAUCAUUCCGGAGAUGAUGUUCGAGAAUAUGGCUCGAAUCAUCGAGAUACAGACGUCGGUUUUGAAGGAGCUGCCGACGAGGUUGGAAAAGGACAAGCUUAAGGAGUACGCGCAGCUGAAUGAACGUUUUGAGUUCGCCGAACUGACCCAUUCUGUUUCGGUUUACAGUGAAGGUAUGCGGAUGAUGAAAAGCACCUUAGUCGGUGUAGUGUGCUUAGAUCCAAAGCAGCUUCUAGAAGACGGCAUCCGCAAGGAAUUAGUACGGCACAUUUCUAAAGCGCUACAUAACGCGCUCAUUUUCAGUCCCCGCCUCAAGUUGGACGAGCUAGAUCAGCGGUUACGGAAUCUCGCUUGCAUCAUGGACGGCUACAAGCGAUCCUUCGAGUACAUUCAGGAUUACGUCAAUAUUAACGGGCUGAAAAUUUGGCAAGAGGAGGUGACCCGCAUCAUCAAUUACAACGUCGAGCAAGAAUGCAACGGCUUUUUGAGGAAUAAAGUGCACGCGUGGGAGAGCGCCUAUCAAAGUCGGUACGUUCCGAUCCCCCACUACCCCCCGACCGAUCUGAGCAGCGUCAACUUCAUCGGGCGUCUGGCGCGAGAGCUGAUCCGAUUGACCGAUCCGAGGCAGUCGAUCUACUUGGAGCAGACGUCGACGUGGUACGACGCGAAGACGCACAAGUCGAUUUUAAACAAACAGGAGUUUCAACUAAUCGCCUCCGCGCUGGAAAUAAUCGGAUUGGUGGGGUUAGAUAAGUUGUACUCCUUCAUGAUCGUUACAAAUUUACAAAAAAUCGUCGCAAUUUUGGAAAACAAGGAGAAGAAAAACAGCUCGUGGGGUAAUAUUAUUACAAGCAUUUCGAACGAGCUGACCUCGUUGGAUAGCAUUCCCAAUCUGUAUAAGUUUUUGCACAACUGCGUCAAUCGCACUACGAAGUUGUGGCCGAACGUGCUCGAUCUCGUUCUUAGCGUAGGACAACUGCAACUGUUACGUAAUUUAAUCGCGUUCCAAUUGAAUAAGUCGUGUAAAUUCGAUGCCAAAGAUUUAGAGUCAUCUUUAAGUCUAUUAAAUAGAGCGCUGUUAAACGAGUUACGUUUAAACGAGGAAUCGUCCGAGGUGAGCGAAAACGUUCUGCUAACCCUCUCGCCGUACUUCGACUGGAUGGGAAUGAACAAUCCGUUACACAAGAUCUACAUAACGACGAAACCGAGCAAGGAAUUCCCUACCAUUUUGUUCAUCUUCGUAAUCGCCCACCUUCAGAAGAUAUUCGUCUUUAAAAGCACUGCUAACCUGCCGAAGAAAAAUUUCGAAUUAUUCGACGGGCUCCCUGUGAUAGUCGCCGUUCACACCGUACUGAAACAGUUUCAUCCCAGUCUAAACGAGGCGUUCAUUCGUCACAUGGCCAAGUUUGUGAUGAUACUCACGAAGCAAGCAGUGAGUGGGAAAAAUGGCGAAGUUCCAAACGAAGCUAUAUUGGGAAUUAAAUUUUUGGAAGUAUAUGCGACGUUUUUGAAAAGCUCGCACGAUUUCCUUUUGAAGUAUUUGCCCGAAGAGAUCAUGCACGUUCAUCAUAUGAUCGCAAAUCCGAAUAUUUAAAUUUUUAUACGAUUAUAAUUAAAUUAAAUAAAUAGCGAGAGGUUCCACCCUGUAUGUAUAACCGACAUUUUUGAAAGCUGGAAACCACACGAGACGCAUUUUAUGGUGACAAAGUCAUUUAUAAACCAAAGAGGAUGUAAAAUAAAGUAUGCCGACUGGACCUCCCUGUAUCCGUAUGUUAACAAGUACGGUAAAUAUCCGUUUGGUGACCCCGCCGUUCACAUUGGAGAUGAAUGUAGCGUAAGUCGUCGAAGAACAUUACACAUUACCACCACAGUGGACACUAUCAACAUUGACUGGUAAAAAAUGAAGUUAAAAACUGCAUAUAAACAUAUGUGUCUGUCUGAAAAUCCUUCAUUUUAAAGCGCACUGAACUCAAAACCCGAAAAAUAACGUCACACACAUCCUAAUUUUUUAAUGUAAAUUGUACAAUACAAGGUAAUUUAUUAAAGUUUAUCACUCAA
Molecule: messenger RNA, 4052 nt
Organism: Photinus pyralis (common eastern firefly)
Lineage: Eukaryota; Metazoa; Arthropoda; Insecta; Coleoptera; Lampyridae
Gene: Strump
Product: WASH complex subunit 5
Exons: 12
Coding region: 130-3588 (1152 amino acids)
Biological process (GO): endosome fission; actin filament polymerization; endosome organization
Cellular component (GO): WASH complex; endosome
Source: RefSeq, a predicted model, not a curated record